UACUCCCUGUAUUGACGUCAGAAGUCUGAGGGAGAAAGACACUUGCCCUGCCGCUCUGUAAACAGGAGAGGCAGGCUUGCCUGAUAAGAUUACACCAGCGACGGAGGAGGAGGUAUAUUUGAAGACCUCACUUUUAAUACAAAACAUACCAUCGGAGAUGAGCAGCCUUUUGAAAGGGUUAAAUGGAGCGACUAUAGGGUACCGGUGCCUUCCGUGGCACAAUAGUAUCGCGCGGUCUGGGAUAGGCUAUGGAAUUACUUUUAUGUCGGAAGGGAGACGACAAAUACUGUACCUUGUUGGAUUGACAGCACUGUUGGGCAGGUAGCCUAAACCAGUUGCAUAUCUGGGCUACAUUCAGUUGAACACGUUUAGACAUGUGCGGUUGCGAACACCGUUGUCUGUGGCCACUGGCCAGUCUGUCAUUUCCGCGACGGUUCAGUAAAGCAGUUUCUAAUGUAGCCCAGCCUACAGUUUUUGUAAGGAAGUAGCACAUAUGAUUCGUUUUCAGCAAACUACACGAAUACUGGAGACUGAUCACUUUCCAGGCUCCCUGGCUGUCCGUCAUGAAGAAGCGAGCCAAUAAGGCGUUGGAGCAGGAUGAGCCUCUGUGCUGCUGUGAGUAUGUGGACCGUCAGGGGGAGCGGAGCCAUGUGGCAGCCUGCUGCUGUGACUGUGAGGACCUGGACGAUGCCUGUGACAGAUGGUUGAAAAAAGAGCCCCAGAAGGCCAACUCACUGUCCCAUCUGGUUACUGUGAUGACCGACCGCCUCCGUGUUCCCUGGUUCUGGGGUGGAGCCCGGCGUGUCGACCUAUCGGUGCUCCCCCCGCUGCUCCUACUUCCUGUCCUCCUACACGUCGCAGCCCUUCACUUCCUGUUGGGUAUAGUUGUUCUGACUGCUCUACCGGUCCUGGUUCUAUGGUACUACUAUGUCACCCACCGCAAGAAGGGCCGGACCCUGUUCUUCCUCAGCCUGGCCCUGUUCUCCCUGGGCUACAUGUACUACCUCUUCCUCACCGAGAUCUUCCCCAGGGGGGGUGUAGGUCUGACCCAGUUGGGUACAGUGACCUUGGGGGUGGCCCUGACUCUGGCCGCCCUUGUCCACACCAAGAGAGAACCUCGCUGCGUAUGGCCACACCCGGCUUACGUCCACAGCACAGUGACCUAUCACAGCCCUCCACUGGACAGAGACCCCAGCCCCAACGGGGUCGGGCAGGAAGUAAUGCUUGCCAAUCGGGGUAGUGGGUCGGAGCAGCAGGGCCAGGGGGUGGAGCAGAUGGAUGGUGGGCAGAGCAGGAACUGGUGCUCUGUGUGCAGGGUUUUGCGGCCCCCCAGGGCGGGACACUGCAGGAUCUGUGACAUCUGUGUCCUGAGGCUGGACCACCACUGUGUCUGGAUAAACAGCUGUGUGGGCCAGUCCAAUCACCGCAGCUUCCUGUUGACACUCCUCCUCUUCCUGUUGACCUCUCUGUAUGGGAUCAGUCUGGUGCUGCGCAGCGUGUGUCCUCAACAGAACCUUGUCACCGCUCUGGUCUACUGCCCUGGCGUCUACAACCAGCACAGCUCAGCGCUGUGUUUCACCUGUGCGUGGUAUAGCUGCAUAGUGACUAGUGGACUACUACACCUGCUGGUCCUGCAGCUCAUCAAUGUCAGCUACAAUGUGACGGAGCGAGAGGCGCGCACCGCUCUCCGAGACAAGACUGCCCACAGUCUCUACUGGGGCCUUGUCGUUGACACAGGAGUCUACUCACAUGGUUUUCGUGGCAACUGGGCAGAGUUCCUGACCAUGGGAGAAGGCCCGGACACCCCCUGGCCCAGCCUCACUGACCUGGUGUAGCUGACCAUUGGAGAAGGCCCGGACACCCCCUGGCCCAGCCUCACUGACCUGGGGUGCGUUCAACAAGGAAAAUAGUUUGCGAACAUUGGCUAAUGUUAGCUAACAUAUUCCAUUUGUUUUGUGUUAGCCACGACCAUUCGCUAACGUUAGCUAACAGUCAGAAGGUAGUGUCGGUUUCAGGUCUUAACUGCCGCUACAAAAUCAAGUGGCCAUGUAGACUAAGUCAUUUUCAGUUUGAAUACUGUCGCUAAAAAGCCAGUAAUCAUUACAAAAAGUUUCACUGUAACAUUUUGGAAUAUUUAUUCAACUCAAAUUGUUACUCUGGCAACAUGUUCACCGCAAACAGAAGCUUUGUUGAACUCUCCUCUGGUGUAGCUGAGCUGCUCAACAGCAUAAUGGCAUCGUUACAUGCUGACCAGACCGCUCGUACGCAUGUUGAUUUUGUCCACCCACACCAGAUGCGAUCAGGACACGGAGGUUGAAAUAUCAAGUAAUCGCUCCUCCAGUUUUGAACUCUGGACUUUAUAUGGUGGUUGGCAAACAACUUCAAGGUGUGUUACCACGACCGCUGAAUCUCAGUUCAUCUUUCAAUCACCCAGUGGGUAUAUGCUCCUAAAAACUAAUGUUCUAUUUUAGCGCCUGGCUACGCGUACGCUUGUGAGCAGUGUGGGUGCGAUGAUUGAAUAACAUGUAUGUGUACAUAGAUUUUGCGACGCGAGCGGUGUGGUCAGCAUGUUAGAAGUCAUUGAUCAAUUGGACGAUCCAGGUAGAAGUUGCCUACAGAUCUAGUCAUCUCUUACCCUCAUACAAUCUGACUUUAACCGUUAGGGGGAAGUACAUAAAACUGAGCGUAGAUCAGUCUGGGUGGGGGCAACUUCACCCUACUCUGUGAUAGAGGCGUCACUACAGACCCUGGUUCGAUCCCGGACUGUAUCACAACCGGCCAUGAUCGAGAGUCCCAUAGGGCGGCGCACAAUUGGCCCACCGUUGUAAAUAAGAAUUUGUUCUUAACUGACUUGCCUGGUUAAAUAAAUGAAAAUAAAUAUAGACAAGAGUUGGAGGAUGUGGCUGCUGUACUAUCUUUCACCACCAGAUGGCAGCAUAUCUCCACACCUCAGACUGUAAAGACAUCUCCCUCUCUCCUGUUAAUCAGUCUUCUACCUUGUCUGUCUGUAUGUCCCCUCCCUAUCUAUUAUGUCUUUCUGUUCUCCCCAGUCAGUCUUUCUGUCCUCUCCUUCCCUAUUCUGUCUGGGACUGGGAGGGAGGCCGAGCCAGUCUGAAAUCACAAGCCUUUGUUAAGGUGUCACAGUGAUCGGUUCUGUUGUGAAGUAGCGCCCCCCACAAUACCGUCCCUGAGCUGAACCAUAGGCUACAAUAACACACAACCACUUCUGUUAACUUUACUGACUGACAGCCUCAAUCAAAUCUCACCAUCUCUACCCCUCUCUCUCUCUCCCUGACCUUUUCUCCCAUUCUAGUGCUGCAAUUGCUCCGUGCACCUUUCAUCCAUCUAUCUCUCCAUCGAUCUGUCUCACGCUCCCUCUCUCUCUUCAUUUUCCUCGCGCAAUCUCUUUCCAGGGUCCUUCUACCAUUCUCUUGCUCUCUCCCUCCUCAGUUGAAGUGCCUUUGAUGGGAGAGGUGACCAAACCACAUGACCAAAAUAAAAUGAAGCCCUAGACGUUCCUUUCAACACUGAUUAACACUCCUCAAGAAAGGAACAGCUGUUGUCACUAUAUGUUAUUUUUAUGUACAACAGUUCCUGUGAGCUUCAGAAGGAAACAUAGGUUAUGGGUAUUUAUCAAACCGCAUCGUGUUGAUACAUCUCUUGUGAAGAUGAAGUGUUGUUGCAUUAAACAUCACAUUUACAUUUUAGUCAUUUGCUUACAGAAGCAAUUAGGAUAAAGUGCCUUGCUCAAGGGAACAUUGAUUUUUCACCUAGUCAGCACAGGGAUUCAAACCAGCAACCUUUCAGUUACUGGCCCAAAGCCCUUUUACAUGUUCUGGCUGAAAGCACCAUGCUCUACCAACUGAGCUACACAGGACUUAAGAGAAUAAAACAACAAAAGCACAGAGUUGUGGGAGAACAACUUCGACAGACUACCCACAGUGAGAAUCGUUUAUGGUGAUAUAUGAAACACAUAAUGCUUUUUAUUUUGUAUGGCUUCAAGCUCUUGUCAAACUGCAUCAAACUGUGACUUCAAAAAUAUUAAAUAACCUGAAUUUUAA
Molecule: messenger RNA, 4061 nt
Organism: Oncorhynchus kisutch (coho salmon)
Lineage: Eukaryota; Metazoa; Chordata; Actinopteri; Salmoniformes; Salmonidae
Product: palmitoyltransferase ZDHHC23
Exons: 5
Coding region: 564-1835 (423 amino acids)
Biological process (GO): peptidyl-L-cysteine S-palmitoylation; protein targeting to membrane
Cellular component (GO): endoplasmic reticulum; Golgi apparatus
Molecular function (GO): protein-cysteine S-palmitoyltransferase activity
Source: RefSeq, a predicted model, not a curated record